Messenger RNA from Coprinopsis cinerea okayama7#130, 1461 nucleotides. Its product is annotated as williams-Beuren syndrome critical region protein 20 copy A. Bases 1 to 1461 code for a protein of 486 amino acids. Gene Ontology annotation, biological process: rRNA base methylation. The record is from RefSeq and is a predicted model, not a curated record. Gene Ontology annotation, molecular function: methyltransferase activity. Gene Ontology annotation, cellular component: nucleolus. The transcript is spliced from 8 exons. NCBI's taxonomy places the organism in Eukaryota, Fungi, Basidiomycota, Agaricomycetes, Agaricales, Psathyrellaceae.
AUGAACUUUUAUUUCGAGGCAGCACAAGUCCUGGAUCGACUGGACGCCAAACAGGGUUCGAUAAAGGGUCUUAUCGCCAGCCUUGCAGAAAAGAAUAGGAAGAGGUCCACCGCUUUAAUCAUUGAGACACUCAAAUGUGAGGUUCUUCAUCCACAUACCGGGAAAGUGUUGGUGUUGAACCUGGUGUGGGUAGACAAACCCGUCCUUUCCGAUGUCAUAGCAGCGUCAAAGCUGACGAAAGAGGAGCGCAAGCUCAGCUCCCAUAACCUUACCCUUGUCCUCGUGUACGACCUGCUCCUUGGAAAGGGUAUUCAGGCAGGGGAUGGACCCAUCAAGCAGGCGGUUUUACGCCACAAGACCCGACUUCAUGGAGAAUUUCAGAAACUCAAGAUCAAACGGGGUGUUACCUCGAAUGCUCAGCUCGUUCAGAGAGCCGAUGAAAGGGCUGAGUCAAUACCUCGCUACGUACGAAUAAACACUUCCUUGUGGACAACCGACAAGGCGGUCCUGUAUUACGUUUCUCGAGGGUUCACAUUAAACGACACCUUAAACUCGAGCGAUCACAAGGCGUUUGUGAAGGAUCCUCACAUCCCGGACCUCCUGGCUUUUGCGCCCUUGACCUCCUUCGUCGAAGAUCCUGCCUACCUAGAUGGACGUGCUAUCAUCCAGGAUAAGGCGUCAUGCUUUCCUGCCUUCGUGCUGAACCCGCCGGCCACAGAAGACAGUGUUGUGAUCGAUGCUACGGCAGCUCCGGGAAACAAGACUUCACAUCUGAGCGCACUGAUGGGCAACAAGGGAAAGCUCUACGCGUUUGAGCGGGAUAAAAGACGAUUUUUGACACUGCAGAAGAUGCUAAACACAGCACAGUGCCGCAACGCCAUUCCCAUUAACGCAGAUUUCCUUACCAUUGACCCUGAAGACAAUAAAUUUAGGCCCGUCACACAUAUUGGAUCCGGAAUUGUCAACCGCUUGGACCACUUGAUACCUACCGGUACGAGGAAGUCAACCGAUAAGCUUGAAACAUCUCGUUUACUCCAUACGGUUCUCAUAUUAACAGCGAUCGAGGAAGAGGACAUCCCAAAUGAGCGUCUAGCGAAGCUGGCGACGUUCCAGCUCAAGAUGAUACAACAUGCCAUGAAGUUCCCCAAUGUAGAAAGAAUCGUGUAUUCAACAUGCAGUAUCCAUGCUACUGAGAACGAGCACGUUGUCCGUGCUGCACUCGAUUCGGACGAAGCGAAAGCAGGUCCCUUUGUGUUAGCCCCCCGAAACGAAGUGAUUCCGAGCUGGAGCAGACGCGGACUGCCGGAGGAGAUGAAGUCAGCAGAUGGCGAUGGCACUAAUGGCUUCUUCGUUUCCUGUUUCAUUCGAGUUCAGAAAAUGGCCUUGAAGCGAAAACUCGACAGCGAGGCGGAUGGCACGGAAAGAAGCAAACCGAGAAAGAGGAAAAGAAAACGAAAAUAG